Messenger RNA from Aureobasidium namibiae CBS 147.97, 612 nucleotides. RefSeq names its product acyl-CoA N-acyltransferase. The transcript has a single exon. Lineage: Eukaryota; Fungi; Ascomycota; Dothideomycetes; Dothideales; Saccotheciaceae. The coding region runs from base 1 to 612 and encodes 203 amino acids. The record is from RefSeq and is a predicted model, not a curated record. Gene Ontology annotation, molecular function: acyltransferase activity, transferring groups other than amino-acyl groups.
AUGACAUCAAAUCCACCAAAGAACCCUCUACACUCCGCGCGCCUCUCUUUCCGCGCCCCGGAAUCCCCUUCAGAUGACGACUUCUUCUCCGCAAUGGUCAGCGACAUAGACGCCUACAUGAACUCAAACAUAACAAACGCCACGGUCCCAGGAUCAAAACAAGCCAAAAAGUAUCAAGAAUAUCUUACGGAAAAGACUCUGCUCGGUGUGGUUAUCUGCUUACGCUCCACUCAUGUCGACGGUAACGAGAGUGAGAAACCGACGCCGAUCGGGGCCAUGCACCUCUGCAAGUCUGGGGACGGAAUGACGCAUCACCGGAGCACAGAGAUUGGAAUCGAGAUAUUGGAUGGGUUCCAAGGCAAGGGAUAUGGGAGCGAGGCGCUAACGUGGAUUUUGGAGUGGGCAUUUCGGAGAUUGGGAUUGCAUAGAGUGCAGGUGAGAGCGUUUGGGUGGAAUGUGAGGGCGAUCGAGUUGUACAAAAGGCUAGGGUUCACUGAGGAAGGAAGAUGGAGAGACGCGCUGUGGCAUGAUGGGCAGUUCUGGGAUGAUGUGCAGCUGAGCAUGCUUGAGGAUGAUUGGAAGCAAAGAGCGGAACGCAACCUCGAUCGAUAG